GGAGCACGCGUGUGACGGACAGUCUUCCAACACAGAAACAGACGAAGCAUAACUAAGGGUCUUCAUAUCCUGUGGCAAUGGCUAUGGUAAUGGCGCAGCCUAUGGCAGUGGCGCAGCCUGUGGCAAUGGCGCAGACUGUGGCAGUGGCGCAGCCUGUGGCAGUGGCACAACCGCAGGUCAUGCUACAGCAAUCUCAGACAGUGGCACAUCUUCAGGUGAACCCCAGAAAGUGGGACUCUGGCAUAUUAAGCUGUGCCGAAGAUAUGCCAAGCUGCUGCUUUGGAAUGCUGUGCCUGCCUCUCCUGCAGAUGGAGGUCGCACAGGCCAUGGGAGAGAGCUGUUUGGUGACCCUGCUUUGUGGGACCUCUGUGGCUAUGAGGACUGGAUUCAGAGAGAGACACAAGAUCGAGGGAUCCAUUGCCGAUGACUGGUUUAAUAUGUGUUUGUUCCACCCUUGUGCCUGGUGUCAGAUGGCUCGGGAGGCCAAAAAGCGUAAGACGACAGUAGUUGGUCUUGCUGGCCCAACCGUGUUUGUCGGACGCUAGAGCCCAGGAUCGGAGCAGGAGGAGGAGGCUGGGAGCCCUGCAGGAACCCCCUCAGCUUACAGCACAAGCAGAUGCGUCAGCAGCUUUCUCAGCGAUUUUAUAUGGAAGUGUCUAUAUUCACUGCACCACCUACCAGCAAAAUAUAUAUAUAUAUAUAUAUAUAUAUAUAUAUAUAUAUAUAUAUAUAUAUAUAUAUAUAUAUAUAUAUAUAUAUAUAUAUAUAUAUAUAUAUAUGCAUAUGCAUUUCUAAGUGAUUCUAAAUAAUUGAUCACCAAAUAGGGUUGUAUUGUGGAAUUGCUUUUCACUUGAACAUUCUCUUGUAGCGUUUGGUGCACCGAAUCUGUGCCCAGGAUUAGAUGUAGUGGGAAUUUGACAGGCUGGUUUCACAGAUUUCACAUCACGGAUAUACCGCGCUGUCCGAGGUGCUGAAAAUAAAUUGAGAGACAAGCUGUGUAAGUUUCUUAAUUGACCCGUACAUUUUAAUUUGCUUACAAAUUUGCUUCUGAUUGCACCUAUAUAUGUAUUUAUAUGUAGUUUAUAUAUAGUUAGUUUGUUACCCUAAUUCCAGGUAAUUGUUAUACAUAAGGUGCACAUUUAACCUUUAUAUAAUAAGGAGCUGUUUAUGUAUUUCUGUAAUAAAUAAACAACACAUUUUUGAA
Messenger RNA from Acipenser ruthenus (sterlet), 1204 nucleotides. RefSeq names its product cornifelin homolog A. The transcript has 4 exons. Lineage: Eukaryota; Metazoa; Chordata; Actinopteri; Acipenseriformes; Acipenseridae. The coding region runs from base 78 to 545 and encodes 155 amino acids. The record is from RefSeq and is a predicted model, not a curated record.